Drosophila novamexicana is the source of this 2135-nucleotide messenger RNA. RefSeq lists its product as uncharacterized. NCBI's taxonomy places the organism in Eukaryota, Metazoa, Arthropoda, Insecta, Diptera, Drosophilidae. The coding region runs from base 549 to 1376 and encodes 275 amino acids. The record is from RefSeq and is a predicted model, not a curated record. The transcript has 3 exons.
GCGAUUCGCCAAAAUAAUUCUGCUAAAUAAAACUUCAUAGCUCCAAAGCACUCAGCAUUUACGUACUUCGUGUUUGAGUGAGCACUGCUGAGAUUGUAUAGGCAUAUUGGUGUAUGUGUUUGUGUGUUUUAGUGCUGGUGUCUAUCGCGUAACGAAAGCGAAAGUUUAGUUUGCGCGCGUGUCGCCAACAGUAGCGUCGUUCGCGUCGACUGUCUCCAAUCGCACAUCUCGCGUCGCAGUCGCCGUCGCAGUCAGCGCCACAUUUAUCGUUGUUGUUUUUGUUGUUGUUGUCGGUGAGACUACCCAGAAAGGAAUAGAUUAAAAGCGUGUGAAAACAACAAGAAUGCUCAUUAGUUUCAAUGAGCGUGCAAUAAAUAAAAUAAAACGUGUUUAUGCUGUGUCGCCCGCUCCCUGCCUUCUAAGUGUGUGUGUUAGAGUGUGCCCAGCAACAAAGCAGCAGGCAACAGCUGUUAAGCAACAACAACUGUAAACGUAAACAUUCCUGCUACAUUUUCUGCUCAACGCUUUCCAACACACCAACGGUUUCAAUGGCGCCCACCAUCUGUUUCUCUGAGAAGACAGUGCUCGGAGUGGAGUUGAGGAAUGGGCGACGGCUUCGAAAAAUGGGCGUGGCACUUGCCAAAGCUAAAGCGGCUGGAGUCGCACAAAACAGCGCUGUGUUGCGAUAUGUUGCCAAUGGUUCGAUGAACUCAACAUUUCGUUGGAAACGCCGCCGUGGUGUCAGAAUGACACCCAGACUGCCACAAAACGCAAAACGUGUAGCAUCGGGCUCGGCUUCAGCUGCAAAUGGUCAUGUCGCCGAGAUAAUAUCGGAGCAGACGAAGUAUUUGAAGCGCAUGGAGUUCAAUUACAAUAAGAUGAGAUCGCAGUUAGUGUGUACACAUUCCAGCAGCAGCAGCACCAACAAACAUUUCAACAUCAAAACAGUAUUACAACCUACAACGGCCAAUAACAAUUGCAGCAACAGCAACUGUAGACGCUGUGGAAACAACAAGACAGCAACAGCCAAAUUUUGCGAUCAUAGCUCUGGCAUGGAUGAGGAUGAUGAUGAUGAUGAGGAGAAAGAUCGGGGAUAUGUGUUCGUUCGCGAGCCAAUCAGGCAGCCGCAGAUGCAGCAGGAACAACAAAUUCCAAAAUAUCGCCCACAUAAUGAUGGACUGCUCUCCAUUGCCCUUAAAACUAUCAAUCUGGUGCAACGCAACGAGAUUCUGCAGAAGCGCUUGACCCAGCUGCAGUUGGAGACGUCCGAGUUCAUUGCCUCGGUACUAGCCAAUCCCGAGAAUCGGCAUUUUCGUGAGAGAAUCACGGCCAACACAAAGGCGGCCAAUAUAGAGAGCAACGUUUUGCGACACUGAGCGAUAAAGCUGCAUACUUUUCGGCGGGAUUCAGAUAACGCCGCAUUCCGAUGUAUCACAGCCAUCAAUUCGACCCAUAGAUUUUUUCAAUGCAUCGUAGGAUCUGUAGACUGAAUUCGCCAAAAAUAUCUUUGUAAUGUCCAUUUAUUUUAUUUACAAUUUGCAAGUGGAAACAAUACAAAAUAAAUUUAAAUUAAUUUCGUUUACAAUUAGAUUUUUGAGAUUGAAAUUGAUGGCUGUGACAUGCGGAAUUGAGUUAAGAGCAACUCGUACUGAUUACAUUUAUAAAUUAACAAAAUGUUAUAUGAUUGUACACAAUCAAGCAACAAAGGAAAUAUUAUUACUAACAACAAAAAUAAUCAAAAGUCAAGAAUGAAACAUUUUUUUCUAGCCAUUAAGUAUGUUUGUUGUCAACAUUUUGUACAUCAAACAAUUUAUUUCUGACGACAUAUUUAAAAAAAAGGCUCUUAGUAAUACCUACUAUACUAUACUUCAGCGCUUGCAAAGCAAUUGGUUUAUUAACUAAGCCAAGAAAACAACUAUACGUAAUUAAAAGAUCUUCAGAACCCAUUAUCAACAAAAUAUAUAUCAUACAUAUAAAAAAAAAAGAAAAUAACUUGAAGCGUAAUUUAUUCGAAUUGUGUAACCAAAAUUAAUACCCAUUUAUUUGUAAGAGUAUAAUAUUUAAUUUAAAUUUUUGACUUACCUUAAUAUUAAACUUAUAAUUAAAUUGCAAAUAGACAACAAACUUGAAUCAUG